This is a messenger RNA of Nymphaea colorata (pocket water lily), 1091 nucleotides long. RefSeq lists its product as uncharacterized. The record is from RefSeq and is a predicted model, not a curated record. The coding region runs from base 191 to 400 and encodes 69 amino acids. The transcript has 2 exons. NCBI's taxonomy places the organism in Eukaryota, Viridiplantae, Streptophyta, Magnoliopsida, Nymphaeales, Nymphaeaceae.
UCAAGGGAGGGAAGGCGAAUAACCUAGAAGAAACCGGAGCUGGUACGCGUUUUUUGAGAAAAGGAAAGGACGCGGUUUCUUCGUGAAAUAGAAAAAAGAAUCGGGUUCUUGUGGUCGCCUUCUCUUCUAUCACCUGCUUGCAGAGAACGCGUGGGAGAGGCAGAAAGAGGAAGACAUAGUUGGGCAUACCAUGUGUUUGGUCUUCACGUGCGAUCAGGAGGACAGGGUCCUGGCGACGCAGAUGGCCCCUGGAAAUUGCCCUUAUUGUGGCGGUCUGGUGAGCUGCGCAGACGUGGAGAGCGAGUGGAGGUUUUGCUUCCUGCCCUUCUACUCCAAGACACGCAGGAAGUACUACUGCACCUUCUGCCGGAGAAAGCUCGUCCUACACCCUUCUACAUGACCUUCCAUGUCUGCGAAGGACGUAUGGAGCCCGAGGGUGGUAAGGUCAGGGGCGGUUUCUCCGUCUUUCUGGCUCUGUAUCUGUGAAUGGAAGAAAAGGUAAUACGCCCUUUUUCUUUUUCGUUUCAACAUUACCACAUACAUGUAGAGGUUUUGAAUGUAGAACAAAGUCGACUGAGGGAGCCGAGUACACCUUUUUCCUGUUAAAUUAACUGGCCUAUAUGUACAUGUACGGGUUUUUGUAUUAUAUUUAAGUUCCUCCGAAUCUUCAAGCACACGCACUCUUUCUCACUGCUUCUCAUCCUGGCCUUGUGGUGUCACCUGAUGAUGAUGGUGUGAUGGAAGGUCCAGAACUGGUAGAGCUAUUGAGUACAAAGAAGAGCAAUGAGGUAUUACAAUAUCUUUCACUCGCCCUCUCUCUUUUAUGAUCGAUCCAUCUGUAUAAUCUCAAAGGAUAAGAUUUAGGUCUACGACCAAGGUAUUAAGCGGUCUUUAUGCUUUGUAACCUCUCCAGAAAAUUCGGCAUCCCCUUCGACCGACCUGUCUCCGACAUACGGAAACCUAAAUUUGAUCAAUGCGAAAUAUUAAUCUGUGCAGGUAUAAAGAUGGUCUGUAUUAUAAAAAUAAUGCGAAAUAACUUGGUGAUGGGUAAUCACUUUCACGGCAUAGUGGAGCCAAAAAAAAUUUUUUUG